GAAGUCGGUGACUGUUAGCCUUGUCCCGAACGGCAAAAAUCCAUUGUCCAAGGAAGUAAAAAACUUUAUAAGCGGUGAGGACAACCCAAGAAACUAUUCUCCGACAGAACACACACAGCGAAGAAGUUGUCUGAAAACCUCUCAAAAUCAAAAAAAACUGUUGAAAGAUGGCGAGAGAAACUAGUUGUUUGAGCAGAAUCGCUGCCGGAACUGCCAUCGGCGGCGCACUUGGCGGCGCUGUAGGUGCUGUCCAUGGAACUUACCAGGCGAUUAGGUUGGGGGUCCCUGGGCUUAUGAAGAUAAGGUACAUAGGGCAAACAACCAUUGGCAGCGCAGCGAUCUUCGGACUUUUCCUAGGUGCGGGAAGUUUGAUACACUGUGGAAAAUAAGCGUUGUCAAGUUUGUGGUCUUAUGGUGAUCUGAAAAACAUUUAGCUUUUUAUUUGAUGAAUGUUUUGGAUGAAUUGUCUCAUGUGUUUCUGCCGCUAUAUGAAUUAUCAUCUUUUGGAUUUGGUGCUUGUUAUUCGUUCUUUUGCCUACCGUACUCUUGUUAAUGGAAAGAUCAUGUUACAAAUA
Molecule: messenger RNA, 575 nt
Organism: Brassica rapa (field mustard)
Lineage: Eukaryota; Viridiplantae; Streptophyta; Magnoliopsida; Brassicales; Brassicaceae
Biological process (GO): protein insertion into mitochondrial inner membrane; protein import into mitochondrial matrix
Cellular component (GO): TIM23 mitochondrial import inner membrane translocase complex
Source: RefSeq, a predicted model, not a curated record